This is a messenger RNA of Fragaria vesca subsp. vesca, 1189 nucleotides long. RefSeq names its product protein Brevis radix-like 2-like. Lineage: Eukaryota; Viridiplantae; Streptophyta; Magnoliopsida; Rosales; Rosaceae. The coding region runs from base 1 to 1104 and encodes 367 amino acids. The record is from RefSeq and is a predicted model, not a curated record. The transcript has 5 exons.
AUGCUGACGUGUAUUCCCUGCUCCAAGCAGCAGCUCAACAAUGGAUCUCUGCCGCACCAGGACGACGACGACGGCGUCGUCGCCACUCCCCGGACGAAGCAAGCCCUCAAGGCUCUCACUGCUCAGAUCAAGGAUAUGGCAUUGAAGGCGUCGGGAGCGUACAAGAACUGCAAGCCGUGUGCGAGGCCGUGCGGCGACCACCGGAACCGGAACUGCGCGGAUUCCGACACGGCGUCGGAGUCGGCAAAGUUUCACUGCUCGUACCGGAGGACCGGGAGCGCGAAUUCGACGCCGAGGAUGUGGGGGAAGGAGAUGGAGAGCCGGCUGAAGGCGCUUUCGAGCGGCGAAGGGACGCCGACGUCGGUGAGUGGGAGGACGGAGUCUGUGGUGUUGGUGGAGGAUGAUGAGCCGAAAGAGUGGGAAGCGCAAGUGGAGCCUGGUGUGCUCAUCACUUUUGUUUCUCUGCCCCAAGGAGGAAAUGAUCUCAAGCGCAUUCGAUUUAGCCGGGAACUGUUUAACAAAUGGCAAGCUCAAAGGUGGUGGGCAGAGAAUUAUGACAAGGUCAUGGAAUUAUACAAUGUGCAAAGAUUUAAUCACCAAGAAGUCCCACUUCCAACACCUCCUAGAGAUGAAGACGAGAGUUCAAAGGUUGAAUCUUCGAGGGAAAGUCCUGUGACUCCCCCAAUGAACAAAGAACGCCUGCCCCGCAACAUUCAUCGGCCAAUGGGUGUGGGGUACUCUUCAUCGGAUUCACUUGACCACCAUCCAAUGCAAUCCCGUCAGUACUGUGACACCAGUGGUUUAGCUUCAACACCUAAACUUUCCAGCAUCAGUGGAGUCAAAACUGAGUCAUCAUCAAUAGAUGGUUCUAUAAGGAGUAGUUCAGAGGCAGAUCGCUCAGAGGUUUCAAUUAGCAACGCCAGUGAUAUGGAGACUGAAUGGGUUGAGCAGGAUGAACCAGGAGUGUACAUCACUAUCAGAGCAUUGCCAGGUGGGGGUCGGGAGCUCAGACGUGUCCGGUUCAGCCGUGAAAAGUUUGGUGAAAUGCAUGCGAGAUUGUGGUGGGAAGAAAAUAGGGCCAGGAUUCAGGAGCAGUACUUAUGACUUAGAAGUUAGCACAAGUUUGACAUGGCGGUGCAUGGGAAUUGCAUUUCCCCUUGAAAAUGACAUUAAAAGGAGCUGUAUUCUU